GAAGGCUGCUGCUGCUGUUUUCUGCUUUCUGCUUUGCAUACAGACAUGAUCUAGUCUUUCUUUCGCACGUGUGUUACCAAAAAAACAAAACAAAACACGCAGACAAGUUCUUCUAAACUGCUCUUGCAUGCACCCUCCCCAGCUGGCUGCUAUAUAAACAUACACGCCAGAGAGCACAGGGACACAGCAAACAUAACACUCUUCCCAGAAAUCAGACAUGGUUUUGAGAACAGCCUUCUCUUGUGCUCUGCUACUGGCGACAGUACUGUUUCCUCUUUCAGCUCACGCGUCCAGCAAACUCUACAUUGUGUAUAUGGGGGACAAGAAACACGAUGAUCCAACCGUGGUUACCGCCUCCCACCAUGACGUGCUAACCUCUGUUCUUGGGAGCAAGGAUGAAGCCUUGCAGUCGAUAGUGUGCAGCUACAAGCACGGAUUCUCUGGGUUUGCGGCGAUGCUCACCAAAUCACAAGCUGAAACCAUUGCAAAAUUCCCUGAAGUUAUCAGCGUGAAGCCUAACACCUAUCAUGAAGCACACACAACCCGGAGCUGGGACUUCCUCAAUCUUGACUACAACCAAGAACCACAGCAACCGGUCGCCCUCCUCCAGAAAGCAAACUACGGUGAAAAUAUCAUCAUCGGGGUCAUCGAUUCAGGCAUUUGGCCUGAAUCGCGGAGCUUUGACGACGCCGGGUACAGCCCCGUACCGGCACGGUGGAGAGGCACAUGCCAGAUCGGCCAAGAAUUCAACGCCACGGGUUGCAACAGAAAGAUCAUCGGCGCUCGGUGGUUCACCGGCGGCUUGAGUGACGAGGCGCUAAAGGGCGACUACAUGUCGCCAAGAGACUUCGGUGGCCACGGCACGCACGUCGCCUCGACGAUCGCCGGCAGCCCGGUGCGUGGCGCCAGCUACGGCGGAGUCCUGGCCGCCGGCAUGGCGCGUGGUGGGGCACCCUCCGCAAGGCUUGCCAUCUACAAGGUGUUGUGGGGCCAGAAUGGACGAGGCAGCGACGCCGCGAUCCUUGCCGCCAUCGACCAUGCCAUCAACGACGGCGUGGACGUCCUGUCCUUGUCGUUGGGGGAAGCCGGUAGCGAGAACGUCGGGUUCGGGUCGCUGCAUGCUGUUCAGAGAGGCAUCUCCGUCGUGUUCGCCGGCGGGAACGAUGGCCCCGUGCCGCAGACGGUGAUGAAUGCCGUGCCGUGGGUCACCACGGUGGCCGCCAGCACCGUUGACCGGGCUUUCCCGACCUUGAUGACACUGGGGAACAAUGAAAAGCUGGUGGGGCAAUCUCUUCACCAUACUGCAUCUUCGAUUAGCAACGACUUUAAGGCCUUUGCUUAUGCAGGGAGCUGCGAUGCGCUGUCACUGUCAUCAAGCAACGUCACCGGUAAAAUCGUCCUGUGCUAUGCACCAGCGGAGGCGGCCAUAGUACCACCUCGGCUAGCACUUUCUCGAGCCAUUAACCGUACUGUAGAGGCUGGCGCGAAGGGCCUUAUCAUCGCACGGUAUGCUGCGGAUGACCUCGACACCCUGGCUGAGUGCAAUGGCAUUAUGCCCUGCGUGCUGGUGGAUUUCGAAAUCGCACAGAGAAUUCUCUCCUAUGGGGACAUCACAGAUAAUCCGGUGGUCAAGGUGUCGCGUACCGUGAGUGUUGUUGGAAACGGGGUGUUGUCGCCGAGGGUCGCCUCGUUUUCUUCAAGAGGACCAAGCCCCACAUUCCCUGACAUACUCAAGCCUGAUAUAGCUGCCCCAGGGGUCAGCAUCUUGGCAGCUGAGCGCAGCUCGUACGUGUUCAAAUCCGGGACAUCAAUGGCGUGCCCACAUGUCUCGGCGGUGACCGCACUUCUCAAGUCAGUUCAUCGUGAUUGGUCACCUGCCAUGAUCAAAUCUGCCAUCAUAACCACAGCAUCAGUGACGGAUCGGUUUGGUAUGCCAAUCCAAGCAGAGGGGGUCCCGAGGAAAUUAGCCGACCCUUUUGACUUUGGAGGUGGUCACAUGGACCCAGUUAGGGCAGUCGAUCCUGGAUUGGUUUACGAUGUUGAUGCAAAGGAGUACAACAAGUUCUUGAACUGCACCCUAGGAUUGUUGGAAGGUUGUCAGUCUUACACCCGCAAUCUCAACCUCCCCUCAAUCGCCAUACCGAACCUCAAGGAGAAGGUCAUGGUUCGGCGCACUGUCACAAAUGUCGGGCCGUCGGAAGCAACGUACCAAGCCACACUUGAGGCUCCAGCAGGGGUUGUUGUGUUGGUGGAGCCAUCUGUUAUCAGAUUCACAAGAGGUGGAAGCAGGAGUGCGACAUUUACGGUGACAUUCACGGCGAAGCAUAGAGUGCAAGGUGGGUACACCUUUGGAGGCUUGACAUGGUCCGACGGAAAUACCCACUCCGUAAGAAUUCCGGUCGCAGUACGUACUGUGAUACAAGACUUUGUGGCAGAUACAUCUUAAAAACAUCGUUGGGAUGGUGUAUACCUCUUCAUGCACUUAUGUAUUUCUCUUUUAUUCUUUUAUUUUUUUGCAAGAUUAUCUUAGGAAAUGUUGGUGAAUUCAGAAAUUCUAUUUUGUACAAUGUA
This is a messenger RNA of Brachypodium distachyon (stiff brome), 2571 nucleotides long. RefSeq names its product subtilisin-like protease SBT3.9. Gene Ontology annotation, molecular function: serine-type endopeptidase activity. The record is from RefSeq and is a predicted model, not a curated record. NCBI's taxonomy places the organism in Eukaryota, Viridiplantae, Streptophyta, Magnoliopsida, Poales, Poaceae. Bases 218 to 2446 code for a protein of 742 amino acids. Gene Ontology annotation, biological process: proteolysis. The transcript has 10 exons.